CAAAACGGGGAAGAUGAACAGACAGAGAAAGGUCCUUGUACAGAUGCUAAUGGAGGUGAAGGUUGUACAGCUGCUAAUAUGGAGGUGGACAAUUUAGGAGACCAAGAAAAGCCUCCUGUACCCAUGAGGCCUGGCAUUCUUGUCCAGAGACAGAGUAAAGAGGUGGUGGCCAUACCCUUAGGAAAUGGAGAGGAUGUGGAGGAUGAAGAAGAAGACAAAAUAAAAGAGAAGCAAAAGCCCGAGACUGCUGGCGAAAACGGUCAGGAGGAUGACUAUUUGCAAAAACCACCCAUCCCUGUCACUGGAAGUCCUUCAGCUAUUGGUAACCACAAAAGACCCUUAAAAGGAGUGACAUUUUCUAGGGAGGUAAUUGUUGUGGACCUUGGGAAGGACAACCCUGUAGCUCGAAGCUAUACUCGAUUACAUAAAGAGAGAAAAUGAAGCUCAGAAAACACUGAGAGUGAAAGAAAUGUAACCUUAGACUAACAGUGAAGUGACUGGGGUACAGAAUCACGUUGAAACAGCAAAAUAAUGAGGAAUUAAACAAAUUCAGAUAGUAUUUUACCUUUGUGCAGAAAGAAGUGGACUAUGUGCAAAAUUCUGUAAGUAAAAUAUCCAGAGCUUGAAUAUAGAUUUUUAAAAAGUCAAAUCUGAGUUCAAGAAGUUAAUUGUAUUAAGUGUCCUUAAAAUUCUGUCUACUCAAACACUGUCAUAACAUGUGAAUAAAGUUAUUUGUGUUUGUGCAGAUGUCUUUUAGGUAAAUCAUGUUCAAGGGGGACUUUGGCAACAGUACAGGUUCUUGAUGCUUUGAUCACAGGCAUUUAUGACCAAAUAGUAUUACCGCUGUCAUCAUGGAAACUUCCAAUAGCUGGGA
Vicugna pacos (alpaca) is the source of this 874-nucleotide messenger RNA. It is a transcript of the gene DEMA1, whose product is annotated as chromosome 15 C2orf74 homolog. The record is from RefSeq and is a predicted model, not a curated record. NCBI's taxonomy places the organism in Eukaryota, Metazoa, Chordata, Mammalia, Artiodactyla, Camelidae.